This is a messenger RNA of Drosophila novamexicana, 1314 nucleotides long. It is a transcript of the gene Mtch, whose product is annotated as mitochondrial carrier homolog 2. NCBI's taxonomy places the organism in Eukaryota, Metazoa, Arthropoda, Insecta, Diptera, Drosophilidae. The coding region runs from base 1 to 951 and encodes 316 amino acids. The transcript is spliced from 4 exons. The record is from RefSeq and is a predicted model, not a curated record.
AUGGCCAAUUUCACUGAUUACACCAGAAAUGAGGAGACCGAGGUCAAUAGCUGGAUUCGUUUCGGCUUGCGCCUUGGCGUUAGCGCAGCACUGCAUCCAUUUGAAUACUCAAAGGCGCUAAUACAAAUUGGAUACGAGCCGAUUGCCGCGAGACCCGGCAAGUCAAUGCUGGGCAGACCAAUUAUGGUCCUACCAAACAUCUUCCAGUACGCUGGUCAUAUCAAAAGAGUCGAUGGCUUCUAUGGUUGUUAUCGUGGCCUGGCACCCAAAUUAGCUGGCGCCGUUCUGAGCAUGGUUGUGAGUGAGCGCGUUGCCGAAAAGCUGGACCUUGCCCAUAAGGAGGACAAGGACGAGUCGGAGCUGACCGAGGAGGAGAACUAUGUGCAGUUCAAGUACAAUCUGAAGCGCGACAUUGUGUUGACGGUUAGCGGAAUUGUUGUCUCGCAUCCGUUCCAUGUGAUUUCGUUGCGGAUGAUGGCACAGUUUGUGGGUCGCGAGACGUUCUAUAACUCCAUUUUGGGCUCCAUUGCCGAGAUUUGGAAAACCGAAGGCAUACGAGGUUUCUUUUCCGGCCUGAUCCCCAAGCUGCUGUGCGACGUGGCCUGCCUUGUGCUAUCGAGCUCCACUGUUUUCAUACUCAACAAAUACUUCAUCAAGGACAAAGUGGCCAGGCAAUAUAAUGCCGGAUUUACCCAGUUUAUGUUCUCCAGUCUGCUAUAUCCACUGCAAGUGGUUUCCACAUGCUCCGCAAUCAGCGGUUCGCGUCUGAUGGCCGGCCAGCCGCCAAUAAUGCCAGAAUACAGCAAUUGGGUAGACUGUUGGAACGACUUGCAGUCGCGCAGAGAACUUAAGCGCGGCAGUUCCCUCUUCUGGCGCUCGCAAGUGCUGCAGGCGCCAAUAAUUGCAACCUCUGCCUUCGCCCCACUGCCCAAGCUGUCCCGCUACCAAUAGAUGACCUGUUUAUGAAGACGCGAUUCGGCAAUGACCACAACGGGAAUAGCCGGAACGACAUCCACCGAGAGAGACGCGUCUGCCUGCAUUUUUAUAUAGCUCGUCGAGGGCCGCCCUAAGACAACUGCAUUUCUUUUCCCCGUUGCGAUUCUUAUGCAUAAUAGUAAAUCUCUAUGUUAAAGUGGUCGCUUAAAUUAUGAUUAUCGAGUAACAAACAAUUAUUGCGAACGCAUUGUAUAAUUUUAUAACUUAAUUUCCUUGUUGGCAUCGAAUGCCAUUCCAAAGAAUCACAUGUACGAUGAGACUUUCAAUUUAUUUUAAAUAGCCAGCCACUAGUUUCUUGUUACUAUUUUAACCGAGAAC